UGUCAUUCCCUGUUCAAAUCAUUCUUUUCGUAGUAGUAGACUCAAUCAUUUCCGCUUUGUGUGACCGUUGGUAAAGGGAAAAUGACUUGCUUCGUUUCCAGUUGAUUGUUUCUUUUUAUCCUUAUCAAUCCAGCUCGGUUUGUGGUUAAAGAUACCAGCAAUUUUCCGUUGAUUUCAUGCCUUCGUUCAGUGGUCCGACGAGGCGCUCCCGGCAGCUCCAGAUUUUGGCGGGAAGCAUGUACGGAAUUUCGCCUGAACAACUGCGGGCAUUCAUUCACGUGAAUGAAAAUGACGAAAACACUGAUGAUAGUAACUUGGACAGGAAGCACAGAGUACUUAUACUAGAUUGUAGAUCCUUUGUGGCCUACAAUGCUGGACAUAUAGUGGACUCCGUUAAUGUUCACUGCCCUGCUAUCCUAAGAAGACGAUGUGGUGGACGCCUGCCAUUGAGGACAGUUAUCCCAAACAAUAACGUGCGGUCUUUACUCGCGAACAAUCAUUGUUUCCCUGUGGUGUUAUAUGACGAUUACGGUCUUAACGUGAAAAAUCUUAAUGACUUGACAGGUGAGGAGUCUACCGCUGCUUUUGUUGCGAAGUGCUUAAGGAACGAAGCGGAUUUGAAAUCGAUUUAUUAUUUAGAAGGUGGAUAUCAAAAUUUCAAUCGCUUGUUUCCGGACCUCGUAAUUCAAGCUCCAUCAGCUACUCCUUCCCCUGCUUCUUCCCCAUCCCCUAGUCCUGGCGGGCCAGGACAUUACAGACCCAAAUCUUCUGAGAUCCUGACUGGACCAGUUGAAAUUUUGCCGCAUUUAUACCUGGGCAGUGCCCGGGAUGCCGCACACAAAGAACAACUCCAGCAGCUGGGAAUAACUGCGUUGCUCAAUGUGACUCAGUUCUGCCCGAACCUUUUUCAAGAAGUUUUCGAAUACAAGUGCAUUCCAGUGCGGGACACUGGGUGCGAAGACAUUGGGGCGUAUUUUCAAGAAGCCAUUCACUUCAUUGAUCAAGUUAAAUCUCAAAAUGGAAAAGUUCUGGUUCAUUGCCAAGCUGGAGUCAGUCGAUCGGCUACCAUCUGCAUAGCGUAUCUGAUGGCCACAAAACGUUUACGCAUGGAGGAAGCCUACAAGUAUGUGAAGUCCAGGAGGAGGAUUGUGUCCCCAAACUUCAGUUUCAUGGGACAGUUACUGACAUUUGAAAAUAAGAUUUUUUCAUCUGGAUCAAGAUUUCAUUUAUCAUCUCCAGGUUCUCCUCUUUUGGCAGUAGAUGCAUCCACUCCUGAUCCUGAUUCAUUAACACCAUCCCAUGGUGCAACUCAGCGCAAUGUCUUUGAUUUUGUGACUCUUCCACCAUCUGUCAAUGAAUCUGGACUAGACAUGACAUCUGUUAGUGUAUCUGACAGUGAUUUCACUAGUGUACAAACUUCUAUAGCAGAUUCUUGCCAUAAACUAACAUUAUCACCAUGCGUAACAUGAUUAAGCUUGUCAGCAGUUCUGCAGUUAACAUUUUCAGGAAAUGUUCAUCUGGUCAUUGGUCCAACGUGUAAAUUGUGAUUAUGAGAUUGUCUUUUGUAAAGAAAUGUUCUAUAAAUGUUAUUAAUUUAAAACGUUGCUAUAUGAAAUUAAUGUUACUAAUACUUAUCCACUGUUUUUUUAUAUAAUAGACUGCAAGAUCAUGGUAUGAAAUAUUAAAUGAUCUUGCAUAUAUCAUAACAAAUCUUUUAUGUAAGAACAUUGCAAUACAUUUAAUCUUAAAAUUUUGUAUGCAUCAUUUAAAGUAGUUGCACCUCAAUCUGCAUGUUGUAUCUAGUCUAGUAGACCCUAGUCAAUAUCUGAAACACAUUUGUAGGAAAGUAAUUCUAUGUAGAAAGAUCUAUUGGCAAUAAGUAUUUUGUGCCUUUUGAGAGCCGACAUAAUAUCAAAGUAAUUUUUAAAAUAUUCGAUUUUAGUAUGUUAGCUUUUCAUCAGAAAAUAUUCAUGAUUUCUGAAAUGUAUGUUCUCACAGGUAUGUAACUUGAAUUUUGUAAUUAUAAGUGUUAUUAAAUAAAGAAUAGUGCAAUGAAAAUAUAUCAAAUAAUGUCAUUUUACACAAGUCAAAUUCCUUUAUUUAAAUUCUUGCAUUAAGGAUACUAAAUAUUUCUGUCCUAUAUUGUAAGAAAUUUUGGUUCUUUGAAAUAUUUAAUUUGAUAAUUUACAUUAUCUUGAUUUGAUUUUCAUAGCAGUGCUAUGUAAAAUUAGCAUAUAAUGCCAUUUCUAAGAUAAAAAAAUAUUUUAAGGUAUUUCUGGGAUAACACUUAAGUUAAUAGAAUAAGAAUAAUUUUGUAGUAAAUUUAAUAUUACUUUUGAUUUUUCAUUUAUUUGCAUUUAUUGUAUAAUGAAUUGAUUAUGUUAAUAAAAUUAGACUGCUUUGACUAAAAUAUAUAUAAUCUAUAUAAACAAAGUUUAUAUGCCAUCCUACUAGAUACGAUCCGCUUGAUCAGUGAGCUUUUGAAGUUUGCUCAAAUAUUUUGAAGAGUUUUUGCCAUAAUUUGGAAAUGUGAGAUAUUUUUUACAUUUCUUAGUCCAUGAUUAUAAACAGCAAUAGAAUCUGGAGCUUUAUAUUUGUAUUGGAAUGUUCUUUGUAUUUUGUAUCAAAGUUUAUAAUUUAAAAGUGAAGUUUUUAUCCUAGAAAAUAUUUUAACAGUUGUAUAAAAUGAUUUCGUUGGAAUUAAUACUCUUUUUGAUACUAUGUAUUGUGAGUGUAUUGACUGGUAUGAAUUUAACAUGUUUCUGAACUAUCAAAUUGAUAUUUAAAACUUAAUGUCACUGGCAAGUCUAUAUAUGUCAUAUCUAGUCAACAUCUGAAAAUAACCGUGCACAGUUACGUACUUUGACAGAAAUUAAAGUUACCAAUAAAUAUUUUAAUGCGCUAUC
Stegodyphus dumicola is the source of this 2906-nucleotide messenger RNA. Its product is annotated as dual specificity protein phosphatase 4-like. The record is from RefSeq and is a predicted model, not a curated record. Gene Ontology annotation, biological process: protein dephosphorylation; negative regulation of MAPK cascade. Gene Ontology annotation, cellular component: cytoplasm; nucleus. Gene Ontology annotation, molecular function: MAP kinase tyrosine/serine/threonine phosphatase activity. Lineage: Eukaryota; Metazoa; Arthropoda; Arachnida; Araneae; Eresidae.